This is a messenger RNA of Passer montanus (Eurasian tree sparrow), 3440 nucleotides long. It is a transcript of the gene ZBBX, whose product is annotated as zinc finger B-box domain containing. The record is from RefSeq and is a predicted model, not a curated record. Lineage: Eukaryota; Metazoa; Chordata; Aves; Passeriformes; Passeridae. Bases 452 to 2359 code for a protein of 635 amino acids. Gene Ontology annotation, cellular component: motile cilium. The transcript has 18 exons. Gene Ontology annotation, biological process: cilium movement.
UUGGUGUUUGAAGUUAUUUACAGCUUGUGUUUGAAGUCAUUUACAGUUAUUUCAAGUUAUUUAAUACAGCUGAAAUUACUGUUCUCAGUUAAACAGUUGUAGUGGUUGACCACAUUUUUUCCCCUUAACUGCUGUAAUUUUUUCCCUUAAUCAUAAACCAAGCUGUUCCAAACCACCACAACAGUGAAGAUACGCAAACCGUAAAAAGAGGUGUUGAGUUUGCAGAGUUACCAAGAUAAUGCAUCUUCCCAAAGUGUGGUGAAAUUGCAAAAUACGGUAAAAGGACUCAGGGGAAGUGGCAUUUAGUUUACCUGUGAACAGGCAGUUUUCCAUUUGGGAUAUUCCCAAUCCUUAUCAGUUCCUAGGUCCUGCUCUCCCCAGGAAGCUGAGAUCCACGAGCUGCAGAAGAGUUCCCAAGCACCCUGGCAGCUGAGAAGUUAUACUGGGCAUCAUGAAUGUCAAUGAUUUUGUAAUUCUCCCAGGCUCGAAAGCUGGAACCUCAGUGAGAUUAAAAACAAAAACUGUCAAGGAAUUGCAGUUGGAGAAAGCUCAGUUAGAAACAGAAAACAAAGAGAUGGAGAGAAGAUUAUUGCAGCUGCAGUCAAACAUGAGCAGAGAGAAAGAAGAGAGGAGGAAGUUAGGUGCUUAUCAUUGGAAAUCUGGGCAGGCAGGACCAAGGACCCCCCAACCCCGAGUUGUGGCACCAAAUAAUGAAAACAGGAAGAAGGUUUCUCCACAAAAUGUGAAGUUACAAUUACUCAAGCAUGUUCAAGAGCCAGUGAAAAAACCAGUUAAGCCUGAAAGAGGAAAUGUAGCCCAUGAACAAUUGGGAGUGAAGGGGAUGGCCUGUCGACCACCUGAAAUUAAGGGUGGGCUGCUGGAACCAGCCUCAGCAUCAGCCUCUGCAAGCCCUGGAAAGCAGGACAAAGGAUUGCUGCUGAGUGGUGCCUUUGAUGAGAAGGCAUCUGCAAAGUCUUUUCAGGAAGCUUUGCUUCAGUGGAGAAAAGGUGAAAGUGAUCCUGGAAGAGAUCCAUGUGCCAGUGAGGUCCCAUCAGAAGCUGUGGGGAAUUGUGAGGUACAGACCAAUGUGAGUGCUCUGAAGGAACCCAUCCAUGUGCAAUUCCAGAAGGAUGGCCUGAGCUACAUGGAGAAACUCCUGCUGAAGAAAUACAGAAGAACUCCAGUUGAUCAAUUUUUUGCAAGUUGCAUGAAAGAUUCAGGGCCUGUGCAAGCCCCGAGUGUCCAACAGGCUGGGGCUGGAGGAGGGGGACAAGGAGAUGAUGAUGAUGAUGACAUUGAGGAGUUAACAGAUGAAGAGGUGAAGAAAUACUGGGCAUCUAUUUAUAGAGCUGAAGAAUCCAACACUGUUUCUGAAAAUGCAGAGUCCUCUUUGAAAAUUGAAUUUCUUGAUGAUUCUCAGAGCGAGGACUCGGGAGAAUCUUCAGACUCUACACUGGAGGAAACUGGAGAUGUGGGGAUGAAUAAGCAAGGAAAAACUGACCCACUGGAGUGUGGAAGAAAUCCUGUUUCUCCUAAAGAAAUUUCUCAAGAAAAUCUGAUUGUCUGCAGUGGUCUUGAAAUGAAUGCUGAGCAGGAGGAGAGCACUGAACCAAAGGCAGGGAGAAGAUCACUGAGCUCCUGUGAACUUCCCGAGGAGAUCUCUGACCCCACUGAAGGAGUGAGCAAAGAUCUCAUUGGGGCUGAACUGAAGAGCAGCAGAGAUCUGGAGGCAGAACUGCAGGAGAGCAGGAGGGAGCCACAAGAACUGGGCAUGGUCUGCAACAGCCAGAGCUUGGUCUUGCCUGUAACUACAAAAUCUUCAGCAUUACAGGAUGUAGCCAAAAGACAGAAAUGUGGUUCUACAUCAUAUCAGGGACUUGAAGGUUUCUUUGUUGUAGGUGCAAACCCUAAACAAGAAAAGCUGGAGGCACCUUCUUCCCUGGCUGCUGCCUCCAGCCCUAGGGACAGGAGAAUCCCUUUUCCAGGAGAAGAACAGUGGGUUUCUGAGAGGAGCCUAAGUGAAUAUGCUGAUGACUCUGUAGUUCAAGGUGUCUUGGAAAGUCAGCUGAACAGAGCUGCAAAUGCUUUCCAGGCCCAAAAUCAACUUUCCCAUCUGAUGGCAGCAUGGAUGCCAUGGCCAGACAUUUCAGGCCAUGAAAGUAAUUCCAACUUAGCUUGUGAAGAUGGAACCAUCUCCAGCAGAGCCAUGGAGAAGAUCUCUGGAAAUGCAGAUGUGCAGAACACCCUGGAGCUGAAAGACCAUGACACAUUUGAUAUUUUUGGGGACUGGGAGGAAAGCCAAAUGGACGCUGAGGAAGCAAUUCUGGAGGACAAACAGCAGGUUUUGGCAUUGCAGUGAACAUGGAAAACUCAGUUCAGUCUCCACCUUUGUAUGGUUCAGAACCAAGAAGAUCAAGAGGCGUUUUAAGUUCUGCUCAAGACAUCAUUUACUAAGGAAUAUUCUGUAAAGUUGACAUUAAAACUUCUUUAAAAUACCUUGAUUUGGCUUUUUAAUAAUUCUUACUAUGAAGAAAUAACAGAAUAAAAACUUAUCUUGUGCUGUAUUUUUAGGAUAGUUUUAUUCCUUAUUUUGAAUUCAAUGUAAGUUUUCUUGUCUGCAGGUGUAAUUUUGUCUCCAAAUGUGAUUUUAUGUGGCCAAGCUGGGAGGUGGCACACCAGGGGCAUUAAUGGGAUGAACUGGGGUCUCUGUAUGAUCAGGUUUGUGCUGAAAAGCACAGGAAGAGUCUCUAAAGUCAAGUUCAUUUUGUCAGAUGUUUUGGAAGGGAAUGGAAGAAUGGAAUGUAACAGCUUUCCACUGUACAUUUAACUUCUCCUUCCACACUCCUGACUCCAGCAGGGAGCCUAGACCACAGCAAACCUCUGCUCAGAAUCAGUUGGGAGUGAAUUCCCUUUCGUUCCCUGCUCCAAAAUUCCAGUUCAGAGGGAUCUGUAUCCAGGCAAAUCCAGCUGUGCUGCAAGUUACUGCCUUACAGACCUUUGAUAAUUAAAAGAACAAAGAGGAAAUGCAGUUCAAAUCAUCCUGGGUGGCUUGAAUUUUAACAAACAGCCCCAGCUGUCCUUUUGAACUUGCUGUAUUUGUGUUGUAGAAAAAGCUUUUUUCUUCCUCCUCCUUAGAAAGUGUAAGGUUUAAUGCAAUUAAUAUAAUUUCUGUAAAAGGUCAUUUGGCCAAGGUGGUGCUUUGAUGUAAAGAGGGUUUGGGGACUUUCUGCUCUCUUGUUGAGGAGAUGCUUAAUUGUAAUUGAGUGGCUUUGAAAUUACCUAAAUGGUAUCUUUUGCUAACAUCUUUAGGAUUCUCAGACACAGCAGCUUGCUUAGCUUGAAAGUUCUUUCCCUUCAUGUGCCUGACUCUUUCCUCCUUUUGUUUCCUUCACUGUGUUUUUUAAGGAAAAUUUCCCCCUUCUCCCCUAGUUUUGAUAAUA